AUGUUUAUUCUUAUUACUUUGUUUCCUUCUUCUUUCCUUUAUUCUUUUUAUUUUUCUUUAUUUUACUUUUUACUCUGCGAUUUCUUUCCAUCUUUGUUUCAUUUUCUUUUGUUUUCUUUUUUUUUCUUCCGCCUCAUUACUUCCAAAUUCUUUCUUUUAGCCAUUUUGCUUAUUUUUUCUUUUUCUUUCGCUUCUUUGCUUUUUUUUUCUCUUUCGCUUCUUUGCUUACUUUUUUCUCUUUCGCUUCUUUGCUUUUUUUUCUCUUUCGCUUCUUUGCUUUUUUCUCUUUCGCUUCUUUGCUUUUUUUUCUCUUUCGCUUCUUUGCUUACUUUUUUCUCUUUCGCCUCUUUGCUUACUUUUUUCUCUUUCGCCUCUUUGCUUACUUUUUUCUCUUUCGCCUCUUUGCUUUUUUUUCUCUUUCGCCUCUUUGCUUACUUUUUUCUCUUUCGCCUCUUUGCUUUUUUCUUUUUCUCUUUCGCCUCUUUGCUUUUUUCUUUUUCUCUUUCGCCUCUUUGCUUUUUUCUUUUUCUCUUUCGCCUCUUUGCUUUUUUCUUUUUCUCUUUCGCCUCUUUGCUUUUUUCUUUUUCUCUUUCGCCUCUUUGCUUUUUUUUCUUUUUCUUUUCGCCUCUUUGCUUUUUUUUUCUCUUUCGCCUCUUUGCUUUUUUUUUUUUCUCUUUCGCCUCUUUGCUUUUUCUUUUUCUCUUUCGCCUCUUUGCUUUUUUUUCUUUCUCUUUCGCCUCUUUGCUUUUUUUUUCUUCUCUUUCGCCUCUUUGCUUUUUUCUUUUUCUCUUUCGCCUCUUUGCACUUUUAGGCACUCACAGAAUCAGUAAUGAUUCUUUUUUUUUUUCUUUUUCUUUCCCUCUUUUCUUUUUCUUUCCCUCUUUUCUUUUUCUUUCCCUCUUUUCUUUUUCUUCUGCUUCCUUUCCCCUUUUCCUUUUGCUUUCCCCUUUCUUUUCCCCUUUUCCUUUUUCUUUCCCCUUUUCCUUUUUCUUUCUGCUUCCUUUUCCUUUCCUUUUCCCCCCUUUUCUUUUCCCCUUCUUUCCCUUUUCCCCUUUAACUUUCCCCUUUCUUUUCCCCUUUAACUUUCCCCUUUCUUUUCCCCUUUUCUUUUCCUCUUUCCCCUUUUCUUUUCCUUUUUCUUUCCCUUUUUCCUUUUCGUCUCCUCUUUUCCUUUCCCCUUUUCCUUUCCCCUUUCCCUUUCCUCUUUUCCUUUCCCUUUCCCCUUUUCCUUUCCCUUUCCCCUUUUCCUUUUCCCUUUCCCCUUUUUUCUUCCCUUCCUCUUUCCCCUUUUUCCUUUUCCUCUUUCCCCUUUCCUCUUUCCUUUCCUUUUCCUUCCCUUUUCUUUCCCCUUUUCCUUUCCCCUUUUAUUUUUUCUUUCCCCUUUCCCUUUUUCCUUUUCCAUUUUCUUGCAUCUGUCUUUCUUUUUUCUUUUCCUUCUUUCUCCAUGUCAUGCCUUUUUCUCAUUUGACUUCUUUUCUCUCUCUCUCUCUCUCUCUCUCUCUCUCUCUCCAUUUUUUCCAUCUCUAUCAAAGCAGCAUGUCAGUUUUUCUUUUUUUGCUUGUUUUUCCUUUUUUUUAUUGCUUUUUUGUUUGUUUUUAUCUUCUUUCUAUUUCUCUUUUUCCUUUUUUCUUUUUCUCUUUUUCCUUUUUUCUUUCUUUUUUUCCACUUUUCUCUUUUUCUCUUCUCUUUUUCUUUUUUCCUCUUUUUCUUUUUUCCUCUUUUUCUCUUUUUCCUCUUUUUCUUUUUUCCUCUUUUUCUUUUUUCCUCUUUUUCUCUUUCCUCUUUUUCUCUUUUUCCUCUUUUUCUCUUUUUCCUCUUUUUCUCUUUUUCCUCUUUUUCUCUUUUUCCUCUUUUUCUCUUUUUCCUCUUCUCUUUCCCCUUUACCUCUUUUUUUUCUUCUUUUUCUCUUUUUCUUCUUUUUCUCUUUUUCUUCUUUUUCUUUUUCCCUUUUUUCAUCUUUUUCUUUUUUCCUUUUUCCUCUUUUUUCUUUUUCCCUUUUUCCUCUUUUUCUCUUUUCCUCUUCUUCUCUUUUUCUCUUUUUCCUCCUUUUUCUUCUCUUUUUCCUCCUUUUUCUUCUCUUUUCCUCCUUUUUCUUCUCUUUUCCUCCUUUUUCUUCUCUUUUUCCUCCUUUUUCUUCUCUUUUUCCUCCUUUUUCUUCUCUUUUUCCUUCUUUUUCUUCUUUUUUUCUCUUUUUCCUUCUUUUUCUUCUUUUUUUCUCUUUUUCCUUCUUUUUCUUCUUUUUUUCUCUUUUUCCUUCUUUUUCUUCUUUUUUUCUCUUUUUCCUUCUUUUUCUUCUUUUUUUCUCUUUUUCCUUUUUUUCUUUUUCCUUUUUCUUUUUUUCUCUUUUUCCUCUUUCCUUUUUUUCCACUUUUCUCUUUUUUCUCUCUCUUUUUUUCUCUUUCUCUCUUUUUUUUUUUUUAA
Acanthosepion pharaonis is the source of this 2421-nucleotide messenger RNA. NCBI's taxonomy places the organism in Eukaryota, Metazoa, Mollusca, Cephalopoda, Sepiida, Sepiidae. The record is from the annotation of a GenBank genome assembly.